UUGUUGGCUCUCUUUUUUUUUGCUCCCCCUCGCCUUUAUAAAACGAGAAGUUCGCGUAAAAGUAAACACAGAUGGAGAAGGCUAGCCGGCUCGCUGUGUCACAGAGAGUUCCAUUAAACCUGCGUGACAACUCGCAUUCUGUCCCUUUGUGACCAGUUUUCAUCGGCAGAAUGCCCGCUCUCUGCGUACUUUGCUUCGCCGCGACGCUGGCUGCGCUCGCCCGGCUCGCCGACACCGUGGGGCCGGUGGUCCGGUGCGAGCCGUGCGACGCAGGGGCGCUGCUGCAGUGCAAGCCCCUGCCCAAGGACUGCGCGGAGCGGAUGAGAGAGCCCGGCUGCGGCUGCUGCAUGACGUGCGCCCUCGGCGAGGGACAUGCGUGUGGAGUGUACACGGCGCGCUGCGGCUCCGGCUUGAGCUGCCAACACCAGCCCGGGGAGAGCCGACCUCUGCAGGCGCUGCUGGAGGGGCGAGGAGUGUGCACCCCUGCCGCGUCCAAACGACUCAACAGCAUUCUCAUACCGACGCAAAAACAAGAGAACGGUGGUGGAAAUCAGGUCGACAGCAGUGCCAAUGUGACCCAGACGAUGACGCUGUUGCCCGGCGCGUCGACCGUGAAGGGCCGCGGGUCCAUGGACACCAGACCGACGCUGCAGAACAAGCUGAUCCAGAAAGAUCAGAACAAGAAGUCGCAGAGCUACAAGGUGGAGUCCGUGUCGGGAGGGGCCAUCAUGGACAUGCACAACUUCUCCCUGGAGACCAAGAGGGAGAUGGAGUAUGGGCCGUGUCGGCGGGAGAUGGAGAGCAUCCUGAACAGUCUGAAGAUCAGCAACGUGCUCAACCCGAGAGGCUUCCGCAUUCCCAACUGUGACAGAAAGGGCUUCUACAAGAAAAAACAGUGCCGUCCAUCCAAAGGCAGGAGGCGGGGCUACUGCUGGUGUGUGGACAAAUACGGGCAGCCUCUGCCGGGCUUGGACGGCAGGGAGCGGGGCGGGACGCAGUGCUACAACCUGGAGAGCAAAUGAGAGGACGGACGUCGAGUGGACGGAGAGAGAAGGACAGCAAAU
Solea solea (common sole) is the source of this 1064-nucleotide messenger RNA. RefSeq names its product insulin-like growth factor-binding protein 3. NCBI's taxonomy places the organism in Eukaryota, Metazoa, Chordata, Actinopteri, Pleuronectiformes, Soleidae. The coding region runs from base 171 to 1022 and encodes 283 amino acids. Gene Ontology annotation, cellular component: extracellular region. Gene Ontology annotation, biological process: regulation of insulin-like growth factor receptor signaling pathway. The transcript has 4 exons. The record is from RefSeq and is a predicted model, not a curated record. Gene Ontology annotation, molecular function: insulin-like growth factor II binding; fibronectin binding; insulin-like growth factor I binding.